This is a messenger RNA of Entamoeba invadens IP1, 420 nucleotides long. RefSeq lists its product as hypothetical. NCBI's taxonomy places the organism in Eukaryota, Evosea, Mastigamoebida, Endamoebidae. The transcript is spliced from 2 exons. The record is from RefSeq and is a predicted model, not a curated record. The coding region runs from base 1 to 420 and encodes 139 amino acids.
AUGGAAAUGAUCUUAGAGAAGUCGAGAGAACUACUGUAUAAGGAAACGGAUCAAGAGAAAGAAACGGACGACCCCAGCAAAACCCCGGAGGAGAUCCGAAAAAGUAAGAAGGAAGAACAAGAAAAACUCAACAAAAAAGAGGAGAAAAUUAAGAAGGAAAAGAAACCAAGGAAGAGCGAGGAAAAACUUGUCACGAAAGCAAAGAUAGAAGACGCUCUUCAAAAUUUAAAGAGUGGGUUUGAGAAAAUUAAGUUGGACGAUCUGCAACUGCUGUUGAUUAGAGACGUUCAAAAGGUCAAGACAAGACCACUGAAAGAAGGAGAGGAGUACGCAAAGGUGAUGGCAGAAACACAAUGUGAGUGUGUACUUAAAAAGGCAAGAAUUUGUAUGUCACUCCUUCUUAGAGGAAAGAAGAAGUAA